AGGACCUAGCCGUGCGUGUUGCCUCCGACAGUGCGGAGGAAUCCGGACCCUGCGGCCCCGAGGUUGUGAAAUGUGCACGCAGGAGGCUUUCCAGGCGCAGAGGAGUCAGCUGGUGGAGCUGCUGGUCUCGGGGUCCCUGGAGGGCUUUGAGAGUGUCCUGGACUGGCUGCUGUCCUGGGAAGUUCUUUCCUGGGAAGACUAUGAGGGCCUCAGCCUCCUGGGCCAGCCCCUCUCCCACUUGGCCAGGCGUCUUCUGGACACUGUGUGGAGGAAGGGUGCCUGGGGCUGUGAACAACUCAUCGCAGCUGUGCAGGAGGCCCGGGCCGACAGCCAGUCCCCCAAGCUAUGUGACCACUGGGACCCCCACUCACCACACUCAGCCCAGGACCUGCAGAGUCACCGGCCAGCCAUUGUCAGGAGACUCUACAGCCACGUGGAGGGUGUGCUGGACUUGGCAAAGGAGCGGGGUUUCAUCAGCCCAUAUGAGUGUGAUGAAAUCAGGCUGCCCAUCUUCACGUCAUCCCAGCGGGCCAGAAGGCUCCUCGACCUUGCCAUGGUGAAGGCGAAUGGGUUGGCCCCUUUCCUUCUACAGCAUGUUGAGGAAUUACCAGUCCCGAAGGCCCUGCCUUUUGAAGAUGCCGCGUGUAAGAAGUACAUGUCCAAGUUGAGGACCACGGUCUCUGCUCAGUCUCGCUUCCUGAGCACCUAUGAUGGGGCGGAGAGUCUUUGCCUAGAGGAAAUAUACACGGAGAACGUUCUAGAGAUCCGGACGGAGGCAGGCAUGGCUGGACCCCUGCAGAAUGGCCCUGCCACCCUGGGCCUGGAGGAGCUCUUCAGCACCCGUGGCCACCUCAACGAGGACGCGGACACCGUGCUGGUGGUGGGUGAGGCGGGCAGCGGCAAGAGCACACUCCUGCAGCAGCUGCACCUGCUGUGGGCUGCGGGGCGGGACUUCCAGGACUUUCUCUUCGUCUUCCCAAUCAGCUGCCGGCAGCUGCAGUGUGUGGCAAAACCCCUGUCGGUGCAGGCGCUGCUCUUUGAACACUGCUGUUGGCCUGACCUUGGCCAACAGGACGUCUUCCAGUUCCUCCUUGAGAACCCCGACCGCGUCCUCUUAACCUUUGAUGGCUUUGACGAGUUCAAGUUCAGGUUCACGGAUCACGAGCGUCACUGCUCUCCGACCCACCCCACGUCGGUCCAGAAUCUGCUCUUCAACCUUCUUCAGGGCAACCUGCUAAAGAACGCCCGCAAGGUGUUGACCAGCCGUCCCGACGCCGUGUCGGCGUGCCUCCGGAAGUACGUGCGCAAGGAGCUCACCCUCAAGGGCUUCUCGGAAGACGGCAUUGAACUGUACCUGCGGAAGCGCCAUCGUGAGCCGGGGGUGGCCGACCGCCUCAUCAGCCUGCUCAAAGCCACCUCAGCCCUGCAUGGUUUGUGCCACCUUCCGGUCUUCUCGUGGAUGGUGUCCAAAUGCCACCAGGAACUGUUGAUGCAGGGUGGGGGGUCCCCCAAAACCACCACGGAUAUGUACCUGCUGAUCCUGCAGCAUUUUCUGCUGCAUGCCUCCCCACCAGACCCAGCCCCUCAUGCUCUGGGAGCUGGCCUGCUUAGAGGCAGGCUCCCCACGCUGCUGCACCUCGGCCAACUGGCUCUCCGGGGCCUGGGCACAUGUUGCUAUGUGUUCUCAGCCAAGCAACUCCAGGCAGCGCACAUUGACAGCGAGGACAUUUCCCUUGGCUUCCUGGUGCGUGCCCAAAGGGCUGUGCCCGAGAGCACGGCCCCCCUAGAAUUCCUGCACAUCACUUUCCAGUGCUUUUUUGCCGCACUCUACCUUGCGCUCAGUGCUGACGUGCCACCAUCAUCGUCACUCAGAUACCUCUUCAACUGUCACCAGCCAGGGAGCUCGCUGCUGGCCAGGCUGCUGCCCACGCUGUGUGUGCCAGGCUCGCGGCACAGGGAGGCCAGCAUAGCAGCUCUGCUGCAGGGGACGGAGCCGCACAACCUCCAGAUCACAGCGGCCUUCCUGGCAGGAUUGUUGUCCCAGGAGCACCGGAGCCUGCUAGCCGAGUGCCAGGGUUCUGAGAAGGCCCUGCUCCGGCGCCAGGCCUGUGCCCGGAGGUCUCUAGCCCACAGCCUCCACAAGCACUUCCACGCCAUCCCACCGGCCGUGCCGGGCGAGGCCAAGAGCAUGCACGCCAUGCCGGGGUUCAUCUGGCUUAUCCGGAGCCUGUACGAGAUGCAGGAUGAGCGGCUGGCGCGGCAGGCUGUGCGCAGGCUGAACGUGGGGCACCUCAAGCUGACAUUUUGCAGCGUGGGCCCUGCUGAGUGUGCCGCCCUGGCCUUCGUGCUACGGCACCUCAAGUGGCCUGUGGCCUUGCAGCUGGACCAUAACUCUGUGGGCGACAUUGGUGUGGAGCAGCUGCUGCCUUGCCUCAGCGUCUGCAAGGCUCUUUACCUGCGAGAUAAUAACAUCUCAGACCGGGGCAUCUGCAAACUCGUCGAACACGCCCUUCACUGUGAGCAGCUUCAGAAGUUAGCUCUGUUCAACAACAAAUUGACGGACGGCUGUGCACACUCCAUGGCCAGGCUCCUCGAGUGCAGGCGGAAUUUCUUGGCAUUGAGGCUGGGGAAUAACCACAUCACUGCCGUGGGAGCCCAGGUGCUGGCCCAGGGGCUCAGGGCCAAUGCCUCCCUACAGUUUCUGGGGUUCUGGGGCAACAAGGUGGGUGACCAGGGGGCCCAGGCCUUGGCUGAAGCCUUGGGUGAUCACCAGAGCUUGAAGUGGCUCAGCCUGGUGGGGAACAACAUUGGCAGUGUGGGUGCUCAAGCCUUAGCAUUGAUGUUGGAAAAGAAUGUGGCACUGGAAGAACUCUGCCUGGAGGAGAACCAUCUCCAGGAUGAAGGUGUGUGCUCCCUCGCCGAAGGACUUAAGAGAAAUUCAAGUUUGAAAGUCCUGAAGAGGAGGACAUGGCAAAGGGACGGGUGGGCUUCAGGAGGCCGCCAACUUCGAAAGCCUCCUUUAAUUGGAUUGGCCCAAGAGGAGACCCGGGUAUCCUUGAGGCUCACCAUUCCGCCUUCCUCUCCAGGCUGUCCAACAACUGCGUCACCUACCUUGGGGCAGACACCCUCCUGCAGGCCCUUGGAAGGAAUGACACCAUCCUGGAAGUCUGGCUCCGAGGAAACACUUUCUCUCCUGAGGAAAUUGAGAAGCUCAGACACAGGGACACCAGACUCUUGCUUUGAUGUCUCCCGGCCAGCGGCCAGCGUGCUCUCAGUUUGUUGGUGAGCGGGAUGUGGGUUUGAACCCCAGAAGCUGGACCACCUCUGGCAGCAGCCUGUUCAGCCAGAGCCCCGCCCUGCUCAGGGCGAACUCAGUAGGUCACCUUGGUCCUGGCGCAGGAAGGAGCAUCAGUGCCCUUCAGAAGAGACGUUUCCAAAGCCUACUUCUGCCAUCAAGUUCUUCCCUCGAUUCUGUCCGCCGGCAGAGAAAAGGAGCAGCCCCUCUAUGUCAUGGGGCCAGCCUGCAGCUGAUGUGACGUGUGUCAGCGGGGCCCACAAAGGUUACUGAGUGCCUAUUGGGGUAGAGACCGGGAUCCACUUGAAAGGCCUCUUCCCACUCCUCUCACAAUGGGAGGGUGAGGGAGAGGGUGAGGGACAGGAAGAAACCUUCUGCCCCGCCUCAACACGUGGGUCAACCAUCCAGGCUGUUCCCACACCUGGUCCCUCUGCUUGUCCUGGAACUUCCUCUGUGGGUGAAGAUUGCGAAUAUCCGAAUAUCCGUGUUCUCAGCUUUGAUAUUUCCCUUGGAGCUAGGCCCUGCCUACCUGCCAGGGUGAGAGGGCCUACAAUUUACCCUGUUCUUCUUUCUGGUACUUAAGACAUUAUUGGGAGGGCACACAUGACAGCCAUUUAGUCCCCAAGGUAGUCUCAAUUUGCCAGAAAAAUAUGACCACCUACAACCGGUAUCAGACGUGGAUUUUAUUUCCUGUGAAGUCAAUUGCUCUUCAGUUAAGCCUCUGGAAACGACUCCCCAUCCAAAUGAAGCUUUUAAAAAUUAAUCUGCGCCAGAACUUCGAAUGGCCUUGAUGGGUUUCGGAUUGGUGCCGGCGAACUGAACUCUGACAGCAGACUUCCUAUAUAUUCACAAGAGAUGGUUCUGGUUUUUUUUGUUUUUGUUUUUGUUUUUUGUGCCACAAUGCUUUCGGAUAUAAAGUCAAGGAUCAAAAGUUUACAGGGUCAAAAAUCAAAGGCCCUUGCUUAUAAGGCAAAAAUAUUUUCCUAGAUUUCUCAAAAGGAUGCAUGUUGUAGCCUUUGUAAACUGUCAUGCCUGUGCAAGUGUUAUUAUGUUCAACAUUAUUAUUUGUGAGAACUGGUUAAUAUUUAUAAACUGCUUUGUUUUAUUCUCCUAAGUUUAUAUUUUUGUAAAGAAAAAACCCACGACCAUCAAUGUUAUGCUGUAAAUGAUCUCAGAGGAGAAAACUGUUGAGUCACCAAAGCUAUCCUCAUCAUGGCCAAACAUUUUUUUAAUGUUCCUGCAACGUGUCAAAUAUUAAAGCACGAUUUUUCUACCUGACGGGGGGAAAUGAUGUUUUUGACCAGAUAAUGUAUCGCUGAAGGCAAAAGAAAUUCUUAGAAAUAGCCUUGCCAUCAAAACAGGUUUGGCUUCAGCUUGGAAGAGUCUAACCCGGCAUGCUGUUGUACACUGUGUGGGCACCGCAGAGAGGGCUGAAAGACCCCUGCAAAUGAGAAAGGCCCUGGCCCCACUCGGUCCCCUCUAAGUGGCUCCAGGAGUCUCUUCACAGGAGAGGGAUGGAGAUGAUUUAGGAACAGCUUUCCUCAGGCAGCAGCCUCCUGGGUAGGCCUUGUUGCAAUCAUUCUUAGCUGCAUUUAAUGAGCAAGGGCUCAGGUGGCUGCUUACCAAAGGGGAAAUCCACUUCUUUGAAAG
Hipposideros armiger (great roundleaf bat) is the source of this 4945-nucleotide messenger RNA. RefSeq names its product nucleotide binding oligomerization domain containing 2 (gene NOD2). The coding region runs from base 71 to 3286 and encodes 1071 amino acids. Gene Ontology annotation, biological process: regulation of apoptotic process. The record is from RefSeq and is a predicted model, not a curated record. Lineage: Eukaryota; Metazoa; Chordata; Mammalia; Chiroptera; Hipposideridae. Gene Ontology annotation, molecular function: protein binding. The transcript is spliced from 12 exons.